Molecule: messenger RNA, 4081 nt
Organism: Vanrija pseudolonga
Lineage: Eukaryota; Fungi; Basidiomycota; Tremellomycetes; Trichosporonales; Trichosporonaceae
Exons: 8
Coding region: 1-3825 (1274 amino acids)
Source: RefSeq, a predicted model, not a curated record
AUGCUGCUCGCUCCCAGCCUGCGGCUUUCGCUGCUAUCUAUCACCAACACCCUUCGCACCCCCCUGCAGUUUGACCCGACCUGCUUCUUAUCGCCCCCUCACCACACUCGCUUUGCUCGUGACUCUAUUAUCGGUGCCGACAACCCAAACGACAAUAUCGCCCGAACACCGUCCGAAAAAGUCGUGACCCAGCCAGUUCAUUCACCGACACACUCGUUCACCUUCUUCGCUCGACAACGUCUUCCGUUGCUCAGAACCCGUGGUCGACGCCUUGUCCACCGCGUGUACAGAAAUUCGACUUCCCGUGUCAUCAUCUCGACGACCGACCAACCCGCUCCGCCCCGCCGCCAUAUAUCAGCCGAUCAAGUUACGAUUACGAACGCGCCAGCGAUAAAUCGUGGAGCGUGUAACGUUGACAAGCAAGAAAGCACGGAUCGAUCGCGCUUCGACUCCUUUCAUUUCUCCCUCCUCCCCCAUCGUCUCGACUGGCCUUCCUUUGGCGCUUGGUCGCACACUUUCAACUCGACGCACGGCAUCCCGCACUUUGCCUCGCCUCGCCUCGCCUCCCUCGACUCUGUGAUAGCCAAUAUUACGUCCACUCCGCCAAACCCGGCAUAUUCCUUUUCGGCAGGCUACACGUCGCCGUUGAGUUAUCAGCAGCAACAAGAAACCUUUUUUCAAGACCCCCUCUUCGCAGAUAGCAGGGGAUCCUGCGGCGUCAAGGCCGACGUGUGGAUCGGAGCUCAGCAGAGUUCACCCCCAUCCCCCGCCACAAUAGAUUCUCUUACCGAUUCCCAAGCAGGGGGGGAGUACUUUCCCCCCUCGUCCGAGAGCGCGGGUGGUGAUUCCCCCUCUGCGACGCAGGUUCGCCGGGCAAACCUGAGCCUGAACAUUGCCUCAACAGCAGCGGCGCUUGCGCCAGGCCUGUCGCCAGCUUCUUUGGUUCCUUCUGGCGACCCAUUUUCCGGCGACUUGUCGUCUUUUACCGCAGAUCCAGCCGAGGACUACUUCCAGUUCCCCGACGCUGCUCUCUCGGCCCCUCCCGACGCCCUUACGGACCCCAAUGCCCAGGCAGCCCAGGCCGCAGCUCUCCAUGCUGCCGCUGUCGCCCAGGGAGCGGCUCCUUUGACUGCGCCCUCCACCUCGGCCACCUUUGGAUACCGCCUUCCAGCGUCUCAGCCGUCCAGUCCAGUCCGUGGCGUCUUCUACAAUGGACAACAGCAGCAGUUUGCACUCGGUGCCGCUCCCGGUAGACAACGUGGAGCCACCGUGAGCGGCAUUUCGUCCAUGCCCGAAGGCGCCGCACCAUUCCCUCCCCAGGCUUUCACGCAAUCGCAUCAGGUCAAUGGCCUUACCCUCGCCUCGGCCCCCGUCUCGGCGGUACCGUCGCACUUGUCAUUCAGCGCCAUCCACAACGGCUCACCAUCGUCGUCACCGCUGGCCGGCUCGCCCGUGGUCGCCGCAACAAAAUCCGAACGUCUUAUCCCCAGUGCGCAGUCGUCAUUAGACGUCACCAUGGAGGACAUUUCGGCCCAAAAUUCUCAGCUUGGCUCGAGCAGGCGGUCAUCUGAGAGCGCAGCUGCAGCUGCUGCAGCUGUCGCCGCUGCUGGCGGCGUUUCAGAUGUCGACAAGCUCACCUUGGAACGUUUGACAAUGCUCGACACCAUUGUGAGCCAGGCACAAAGCGCCAAGGAGGCCCUGCUCCGUGGACAAGAAGACCGCCUCCCAGAAGCUCUUGGCCAGAUCAGCAACCAGCUCGAGAAGGCCAGCGAUCUCGGUGUGGGGCCGAGUCAAACGCCGCGCGAAUCAACACCGGCGUCUGGCUCAAACCAGGCUCUGUCGCCACAUAGCUACUCGCCUCAGGCGACCACGGGCAUUCCUUCGGGCGUAGUGACUCCUGCUAUUCCCGUCAACCCAGUUGCGCCUCAGCCCAUUCCACAACUCCUGCCUUCGCUGCCUGUUGGUCAGACUCCGGUGACCCUCGUCCCAUCCGCAGUCAGCUCGCCAGUCACUAUGGCUGCGCCUGGCAGCAUCAUGGGUCGCAACGAGUACCUGCCUGCUGUUCCUGGCGCCCAGUUGGUCCACCAGCACUACCCGAUCCCGGGACAGAUGCAGCAGCCGACCCCACAAGCCGCUUUGCCGACCACGCCUGUUACCGCCAAUUUCCAGACUGCUAUUGCCGGUCACGCCCCAGUGGUAUCAUCGCCUCUGGCGUUAUUGCCUCCAUCGCGGGCCGCCAGCCCGAAGCAGUAUGCUCAGUGGCUGCCUGAUGGUGUUUCGGCUGCUUCUGCCGCCAUUGCCGCUGCCACCGGCGCCCCCGUCACCCCCAUGACAGCCGAUGGGCUCACGCAGGCUCAAGCACAGGAAUUUGUGGUUGCUGCUCAAGUCGCCCAGGGGCAGGCUCAAGCCCAAGCCCAAGCUCAGGCCUAUGCUCAAGCUCAUGCCCAAGCCCAAGCUCAGGCUCAGGCGCAAGCCCAAGCACAAGCACAAGCCCAAGCGUAUGGCCAGGCUGUCCAUGCCCACCAAGUGCAGCAGCAAGCCCAAGCCCAAGCCCAAGUGCAAGCGCAGGCACAAGCACAGGCUCAGGCGCAGGCGCAAGCUGUCGCUCAGGCUCAUGCUCACGCCGUCCAUUCUCAGCAGGUGGCUGAGGCUCAGGCAGCGGCUGCGCAUGCCGCAUCUGUUGCUCAGCAGCAGGCCGGCAACGAGAAGCGCGCCGAUGGCCGCCCCAUUGCGCGUGCGCGAAGCUCGUCCGUCAACAACAAGCAGCCGGCGUUCGGCAUGACGUCUAGCGUCAGCCUGCCCCCUUCCGCCUGGCAGUCCCGCCAGGGCUCGCCUGCCGAUGACGAUGACGAUGAUGACAACGGCGCCGAUACUGACGACGAGACUGCCCCUCGUCGACCCAAGAGGAGGCGUAGCUCUGCGGGUCCCGACAUGGUUGAGGUCGGCCCAUCCUCCGGUGUGAUCAUCCCCGACGAUGUCAAGAAGCAGCUCGAUGUCAUCUUCAACGAGUUCCUCAACAAGGUCUGCUCGGAUCUCGACAUCUGCGACUCCAAGGGCGAGAAGCUCCACCAGGUGCUCAUGCCCAAGAAGAUGCAGCGUCUCGACGAGUCGCCCGACUACCGCCCCUUCAAAUUCCGUAUCCAGGCGUUUACCAAUGCUUUCCACGAGGAGCUCCAGGCGCGCGGUAUCAGCGAGGAGACCAUGUCUGUCAAGAAGGUCAAGGUCUACCUCUGGCACCAGGAACUCAUCUCGAGAUUCAAUGCCGACGGCAAGAAGGCCAAGUCGAAGGGCAACCACAUUUGGCACGUUGAUGCCAAGAAGCUCCCUGGUGGCGGUUGGGUGUUCCGCCCAUUCAAGCGCCGCAUCAUUGGCAGCCCGGCGACGUUUGCUGUUGUCAACAUGCGCUUCGAGUGGGAGCCCAAGAUCUGGGACCCCAUGGCGCCGUCCGCCAACAUCAAGCCCGCGUUCUCCUCCCCGCCUGGCUCGCUCCCCCCUUGGCUCAACUGGGAAGACGGUGUCCGCCUGACCGGCGUCCCGGACAAGCCAUCCCCUCCUAUCCACGUUCAAGCUACUGCCGAGUUCAUCGACGGCGCCGGCAACUCGGCGUCGCUCAGCACUGGCUUUGUGAUUCAGGUCGUCAACCUGCCCCAGCCCAUCUCGAAUGCUGAGGCAGCUGCGGCGGCCGCUUACCCGCCACCCCCCAUGGGCCAGUGGCUCCCCGCCGACUUUGGCCAAGAUGUUUCAAUUGAUAUGACUGCUGUGCAGCCUCAAAUGGCGUUCCCUGGUGGCAUGCCCUUAUACCCGCAGCCGGGUUACGGCGCGUAGAGUGUACCACAAGAGGACCGUUUGGUCCUCAUUUUUCUUACAUCAGGGUGUACUAUGAGUAUCAGAAGAUUGUCGGUGGCCGUUUGUUUGCGGGGUAUACAGGUCAAGAUUAUACAGAGGAUUACUACGUUCUCAACUUUACAAAAAAAAGACUGCCUCGCGUGGGCCUACGCGUUGUCAUCAGGUGCUAGCCGGAGAAUGCAGCAUCCUACCUGUGUACAUAGAUUAGAGGCACGGUGUGCGUGCGGGAGAGCAU